Pseudophryne corroboree (corroboree frog) is the source of this 4700-nucleotide messenger RNA. RefSeq names its product damage specific DNA binding protein 1 (gene DDB1). Gene Ontology annotation, molecular function: protein binding; nucleic acid binding. The record is from RefSeq and is a predicted model, not a curated record. The coding region runs from base 178 to 3642 and encodes 1154 amino acids. Gene Ontology annotation, cellular component: site of double-strand break; nucleus. NCBI's taxonomy places the organism in Eukaryota, Metazoa, Chordata, Amphibia, Anura, Myobatrachidae. The transcript is spliced from 26 exons. Gene Ontology annotation, biological process: DNA repair; proteasome-mediated ubiquitin-dependent protein catabolic process.
UUCUCUCCGGAUGCCCUCCUCUCUAUGGUGUCAGAGCCGCUCUGCCUCGCACUCGCUUGUCUCCUCUUUCCGCUUCCGCUGAUGCACGGCCUCUGUUCUGUAAGCGCUCGUUUUCGCGCCCGCCUGUCACUCUCUGACUAAUUCGCAGCGACAGGAGCUCGCCCGGCCGGUGCCAGUAUGUCCUGCAACUACGUGGUCACGGCGCAAAAGCCCACAGCGGUCAAUGCCUGUGUGACAGGACACUUCACAUCUGAGGAUGACUUGAAUCUUCUGAUAGCCAAGAACACGCGGCUGGAGAUCUAUGUGGUGACACCAGAGGGACUGCGUCCUGUAAAAGAGGUCGGGAUGUAUGGCAAGAUUGCAGUCAUGGAACUUUUUAGACCCAAGGGCGAGAGUAAAGACCUGCUGUUCGUGCUGACCGCCAAAUACAAUGCCUGUAUCCUGGAGUAUAAACAAACUGGGGACAGUAUCGAUAUAAUCACUCGCGCACAUGGCAACGUACAGGAUCGCAUUGGCCGUCCUUCAGAAACCGGGAUCAUUGGUAUCAUAGACCCAGAUUGUCGCAUGAUUGGGCUACGUCUGUACGACGGUUUGUUUAAAGUCAUCCCAUUGGAGAGAGACAAUAAAGAGUUAAAGGCUUUCAACAUCCGAUUGGAGGAGCUUCACGUCAUUGAUGUCAAGUUCCUCUAUAGUUGUCAAGCUCCUACUAUUUGCUUUGUAUACCAAGAUCCUCAAGGCCGGCAUGUGAAAACCUAUGAGGUGUCCCUCAGGGAAAAGGAGUUCAGCAAAGGUCCCUGGAAGCAGGAAAACGUGGAGGCCGAGGCUUCAAUGGUGAUUGCAGUUCCAGAGCCUUUUGGAGGAGCCAUUAUAAUAGGUCAAGAAUCCAUAACCUACCACAAUGGCGAAAAAUACUUGGCAAUAGCACCUCCGAUCAUUAAGCAAAGCACCAUUGUGUGUCAUAAUCGUGUAGAUGUAAAUGGAUCACGAUAUCUCCUUGGGGACAUGGAGGGUCGCCUUUUCAUGUUGCUGCUGGAAAAGGAGGAGCAGAUGGAUGGAAGUGUCACGCUGAAGGAUCUCAGAGUGGAGCUGCUGGGGGAGACCUCCAUUGCGGAAUGUCUCACUUACCUGGAUAAUGGAGUAGUGUUUGUGGGCUCGCGACUUGGAGACUCCCAGUUAGUUAAGCUCACAGCAGACAGUAAUGAACAAGGCUCAUAUGUUGUGGCAAUGGAGACUUUCACAAACCUGGGACCAAUUGUAGACAUGUGUGUAGUGGAUCUGGAGAGGCAAGGGCAAGGACAGCUUGUUACCUGCUCCGGGGCCUUUAAAGAAGGUUCUCUGCGAAUCAUUAGAAAUGGCAUUGGCAUCCAUGAGCAUGCCAGCAUUGACCUACCCGGGAUCAAAGGUUUGUGGCCGCUCAGAGUUGCUGCCAGCCGUGAAACAGAUGACACAUUGGUCUUGUCUUUUGUGGGACAGACUAGAGUUUUGACCUUGUCAGGAGAAGAAGUGGAAGAGACUGAGCUGGCUGGUUUUGUCGAUGAUCAGCAAACCUUCUUCUGUGGGAAUGUGGCACAUCAGCAGCUCAUUCAGAUCACCUCCGCUUCUGUGAGGCUAGUAUCCCAGGACCCACAAAGCCUGGUGAGUGAAUGGAAAGAGCCACAAGGUCGGAAAGUCAGUGUCUGUUCCUGCAACAGCCGGCAAGUGCUCCUUGCAGUGGGCAGAGUCCUCUACUACUUGGAAAUCCACCCAGGAGAACUGAGACAGACCAGCUGUACGGAAAUGGAGCAUGAAGUCGCCUGUUUAGAUGUCACCCCACUGGGUGGCAGUGAAGCUAUGUCCACGCUUUGUGCUAUCGGCCUAUGGACCGAUAUCUCUGCACGAAUCCUGAGCCUACCAGGUUUUCAGCUGUUGCACAAAGAGAUGCUGGGGGGAGAGAUAAUCCCAAGAUCCAUCCUCAUGACAUCGUUUGAAAGCAGUCACUAUUUACUUUGUGCGUUGGGAGAUGGCGCUCUCUUCUACUUCAGCCUCAACACAGACACAGGUGUUUUAAGUGACAGAAAGAAGGUGACUCUAGGAACACAGCCCACUGUUCUUAGGACUUUCCGAUCUCUGUCCACAACAAAUGUGUUCGCCUGUUCCGACCGGCCAACGGUUAUCUACAGCAGCAACCAUAAGCUAGUCUUCUCCAAUGUCAAUCUGAAAGAAGUUAACUAUAUGUGCCCCUUGAACUCCGAGGGUUACCCUGAUAGUUUGGCCCUAGCCAAUAACAGCACGCUAACCAUUGGAACCAUCGAUGAAAUCCAAAAACUGCAUAUCCGAACAGUGCCGCUGUACGAGUCUCCCAGAAAGAUUUGCUAUCAAGAGGUUUCGCAGUGUUUUGGUGUUCUGUCCAGUCGGACUGAGGUACAAGACGCUAGCGGAGGCAGCUCUCCUCUCCGACCUAGCGCCAGCACCCAGGCACUCUCUUCCAGUGUGAGCAGCAGUAAGCUGUUUUCAGGGAGCACGUCUCCCCAUGAAACCUCAUUCGGAGAAGAAGUAGAGGUUCACAAUCUCCUCAUCAUAGAUCAGCACACUUUUGAAGUCCUGCACACUCACCAAUUUCUGCAGAACGAGUACACACUCAGCCUGGUGUCUUGUAAGCUGGGAAAGGAUCCAAGCACGUAUUUCAUAGUGGGAACGGCAAUGGUGUAUCCAGAUGAGGCAGAACCGAAACAAGGGAGGAUCGUGGUUUUCCAGUACUGUGAUGGUGAGAAGAGCAAAUGCCAUGAACAUCAGAUGUUGGAAUGUUGGAAACUCCAGACUGUUGCAGAGAAGGAAGUAAAAGGAGCCGUGUAUUCUAUGGUGGAGUUUAAUGGGAAGCUGCUGGCCAGCAUUAACAGCACGGUGCGUCUGUAUGAAUGGACCGCAGAAAAGGAGCUCCGUACGGAAUGCAAUCACUACAACAAUAUCAUGGCUUUGUAUCUGAAAACCAAGGGCGAUUUCAUUUUGGUUGGAGACCUAAUGCGUUCGGUGCUUUUACUGGCUUACAAGCCAAUGGAAGGAAACUUUGAGGAGAUUGCACGGGAUUUUAACCCCAACUGGAUGAGCGCAGUGGAGAUUCUAGACGAUGAUAACUUCCUGGGAGCAGAGAAUGCAUUUAAUUUAUUUGUAUGCCAGAAAGAUAGUGCUGCUACAACAGAUGAGGAGCGACAGCACCUGCAGGAAGUUGGUCUUUUCCACCUAGGAGAGUUUGUGAAUGUCUUCUGCCAUGGGUCACUGGUGAUGCAGAAUCUCGGGGAGACGUCCCCUCCUACUCAAGGCUCUGUCCUCUUUGGGACAGUUAAUGGGAUGAUCGGUCUGGUGACAUCAGUAUCCGAGAGCUGGUACAACCUCCUUCUAGACGUUCAGAACAGACUCAAUAAAGUCAUCAAGAGCGUUGGCAAGAUUGAGCACUCCUUCUGGAGGUCAUUCCACACUGAGAGAAAGACUGAAUCUGCAGCAGGAUUUAUAGAUGGAGAUCUUAUUGAAAGCUUCCUGGACAUCAGCCGGUCAAAGAUGCAGGAGGUAGUAGCAAAUCUACAGAUCGACGAUGGCAGCGGCAUGAAGCGAGAGACCACUGUUGAUGACUUGAUAAAGAUAGUGGAAGAAUUAACCAGGAUUCACUGAUUGCCACUCCCUCCUGCUUACCCCUUAGGUUUCCCCAAUAUCCUCCCAAGACUGUGGCCCCGUGGGCCUAAUGGACAAUGAGAUCUGCUUUGUAUAUAUCCUGUCGGUGCCUAGAGAUGGAACAACUUGCUUUGCUGCCCUACUGGCUCUUACAUCUUAGCUUCCAGGAGUGGCCACCAUGCAUUGCAGGCCUCCACUUGCCAGCAAAUGGAAAAAUGUGUUCUAAAGGUUAUUUCUUGCCCGACCCCUUUGCUUCAUUCUUAUCGCUGUCCAUCUAAAUAUUAUAUGUAUUUUUUUCAUAUAUUAAAUUGUGAAAGCAGGGUCUUCCCUACAAACUUUGUGCAUAGCAAAGGGUGAGCUAUGAUGACACAGAGAAAGUGACCUCAUCGGUAGCAACUGUGGGGUGCUUCGUCUGCGAGUUCAUACUCUAAUAAAGCUGUGUGCCUCCCAGGCUUCUCUUUAUAGAAGGUUAAAAGGGGGGAGGUUAUUUUCUGAUAUUUUAGGAAAUAAUUUAGACUGCAUUUGUAACUGGCCAGGGCUGCUUACUGCAAGUAUUUGCGUGCGGUAAUUUUGUCUACAAGUUUCUAAUUUGAAGUGUGUAAAAUGAUUUGUUCUAGAAUUGUGUUUUUCUUGCAUUGCAGAGAAUAUCAGUGUCGUAUGUUCCCAUCUAAUCCUGCACAUGUGGCUGUAACAAGCAAUGCCCCACAAAGGACAGUCUCUGCGGCCUCUUGCUGGUGGGAUAGUAUCUUGUAGGAUACUCUGAUAGUGCUGCCAACCUAGCAGGGGCCUAGUAAGACAUCUAAGGAUCACGCAGUGUUGGGCUGCAUGUAAUUAUAUUCUCUCUAUUCUCUGGACCUUUUCAGAUGAAAAUGUUUCCCAAUUCUGUUUCUCAAGCCACACACAAUAAUUAGUAUCUUUCAAAACUUCGCCAUCCCGUAUGUCACAUGAACUGCUUCGGGGAUAUUUUGUGGCUGCUGACAUUAGUGUAUUAAAUUUUGUUUGGGAUAUCUGCUUGCAGUUUCAUGAAAGAUUCAAUGAACUUUAUUAUUUGACACCCA